This is a messenger RNA of Rosa rugosa (rugosa rose), 1111 nucleotides long. RefSeq lists its product as uncharacterized. NCBI's taxonomy places the organism in Eukaryota, Viridiplantae, Streptophyta, Magnoliopsida, Rosales, Rosaceae. Bases 187 to 987 code for a protein of 266 amino acids. The transcript is spliced from 4 exons. The record is from RefSeq and is a predicted model, not a curated record. Gene Ontology annotation, cellular component: chloroplast.
CAAAUAUUAUCUCUGCUCCAUUAUUCUAGCUCAUCGUCUUCUCUAUUCUGCAAAAACCCUUUCGGAGUCGAGGUUUCCGAAGAUAAACAAAUUCGCUGCUUCUCUCAGCCACCGUCACCGGUUGAGCAACGCUCGAUUUUAGAUCUUCAUGUGACAUUUACAAGGAAGCUGAGAAUUUUAUUGAGGAUGAGCACUGUGCAGAUUAGUUCAUGCAAUCCUUGCAUCCGCCUCAGGAACAGCUCUCAAUCUCUUCGUCUCCCUUCUAAACCAUAUAUUUUACCAAUUCAUGCUAAACAUGCUCUUCUUAGAAAUCCUUUGGUAGCAACGUGUGAUGCAUCAAUUCAGCAACGGUGCAUGACCGUAUUGAAGAACCAGCGAUGCAGGGCGGUAUCUACGUACCAACAAUCAUUCCCUGUCUGCUUAUUGGGUGGAAAAGGAAAAGAUGGAAGUGACGACGAGGCUUCCCCAUGGAAAUCUCUGGAGAAAGCAAUGAGCAAUUUGAAGAAGGAAAGUUCAAUAGAGGAUGUAUUACGUCAGCAGAUAGAAAAGAAGGAAUUCUAUGAAGACAAAGACAGUGGCACAGGUGGUGGUGGUGGUGGCGGCGGCGGCGGCGGUGGCGGUGCAGAUCCAUCUGGUGGGUCAGAAGAUGAAGGCUUUGCUGGAAUCAUUGAUGAAACCUUGCAAGUGAUUCUAGCAACCAUUGGAUUUAUAUUUCUGUAUGUUUACAUCAUCACUGGUGAGGAGUGGGCUCGGCUAGCAAAGGACUACCUCAAGUUUCUCUUUUCAGGGUCUGAGAGUGUUCGUCUAAAACGUGCCAUGUACAAAUGGGGAAGGUUCUACCAGAAGCUGACUGAGAAGAAGGUGUAUGAUAAGUUCUGGUUGGAGAAGGCCAUAAUCAGUACCCCAACUUGGUGGGAUAGCCCUGCCAAGUAUCACUACGUAACUGAGAGCAUUAGAUCUCAUUUAGAAUCAAAUUCUGAUGAAUAGUCCCAGUCGAGUAGUAGUAUAAUUAUACCGACCUUCCCUCUACAUUUGGGCAUUUCCCAUCAACUUUUUGAGGGAUGGUGCAAGUUAUCAGCUUAUAACGUACAUUUUAUUGUUACUCCUGACA